AUGUUGGGCGGUAAAGUGUACGAGGUCGACUACAUCUUUGCUCGAGAAUCAUCCCAGGACGCCAAUGAGGACUUCCUAGAACUCAAAGUACCGGGCAAAAAUUCUUCGCAUGGCACAACAUUGCUGGCUCCCAAGAGAGAACAAAAAAACAUCGCACAUGCAGCGUCGGCGGUCCUUUUCGAAAAGGGCAAUUCUGGCGAUCUUGUACGCGCCGUUAUGGACGUAAUGCUUGCGCUGGUCAAUGAGUGGAGCAUGGAUCAACUCGGUGAAGUCCGUUUCUGGAGCUUAUCGGGCGAAGAGAAGGAUCUUAAUCUGACCGGAGCUGUCGCGCUCACCAAGAUGUUCAUUGUCGAGUGGAGCAAUGAGUUCGACUGUCAUAUGUAUCAAGAUUUUUCCAUAAGCUUGAAAUUUGCUUAG
Messenger RNA from Parastagonospora nodorum SN15, 417 nucleotides. RefSeq lists its product as hypothetical. Lineage: Eukaryota; Fungi; Ascomycota; Dothideomycetes; Pleosporales; Phaeosphaeriaceae. Bases 1 to 417 code for a protein of 138 amino acids. The transcript has 2 exons. The record is from RefSeq and is a predicted model, not a curated record.